This is a messenger RNA of Gymnogyps californianus (California condor), 1113 nucleotides long. It is a transcript of the gene SSTR5, whose product is annotated as somatostatin receptor 5. The record is from RefSeq and is a predicted model, not a curated record. The transcript has a single exon. Gene Ontology annotation, cellular component: membrane; neuron projection. NCBI's taxonomy places the organism in Eukaryota, Metazoa, Chordata, Aves, Accipitriformes, Cathartidae. Gene Ontology annotation, biological process: cellular response to glucocorticoid stimulus; regulation of insulin secretion; neuropeptide signaling pathway. Bases 1 to 1113 code for a protein of 370 amino acids. Gene Ontology annotation, molecular function: neuropeptide binding; somatostatin receptor activity.
AUGGAUCCCUUAUACUUUUCCAACACAUUUAGCACAGAAGCUAGUUCCAGCGAUGUGAAUUCUUCACUGCUGACCAACGUGACAGAGAAUGGGACUCUCCCAGAGCAGCCCUCAUUCAAAUACAUCCACAAAGUCCUGAUUCCCAUCUGUUACCUCCUUGUAUGUGCAGUCGGACUCAGCGGCAACACAUUGGUCAUUUACGUGGUUUUGCGCUAUGCCAAGAUGAAAACCGUCACCAACAUAUACAUCUUGAAUUUAGCCGUUGCCGACGUACUCUUCAUGCUGGGCCUGCCCUUCCUGGCCACCCAGAACGCCAUCUCCUAUUGGCCUUUUGGCUCCUUUUUGUGCAGGCUGGUUAUGACUGUAGAUGGUAUUAACCAAUUCACUAGUAUUUUUUGUUUGACUGUGAUGAGCAUGGACCGCUACCUGGCAGUAGUUCAUCCCAUUAAAUCAACCAAGUGGAGACGUCCCAGGGUGGCCAAGCUCAUCAGCGUGACUGUCUGGACAUUCUCGUUCUUGGUGGUGCUUCCAGUCAUCAUCUUUUCGGAUGUGCAGGAAGACUUUCACACCUGCAACAUGAACUGGCCAGAGCCCGUCAACAUCUGGUCAGCAGCGUUCAUCAUUUACACAUCGGUCCUUGGUUUUUUUGGCCCUUUGUUGGUGAUCUGUCUCUGCUACUUGCUGAUCGUGAUUAAAGUCAAAUCUUCAGGGAUCCGAGUUGGGUCUACGAGGCGCAGGAGAUCAGAGAGGAAGGUGACCAGGAUGGUGGUGAUCAUUGUGGUGGUCUUUGUGUUUUGCUGGCUCCCCUUUUACAUGAUGAACAUUGUCAAUUUGAUAUUUAUACUGCCAGAAGACCCUGUGUUGGUAGGGGUGUACUUCUUUGUGGUGGUCCUGUCCUAUGCAAACAGCUGUGCCAACCCCAUUCUUUAUGGAUUUCUUUCUGACAACUUCAAGCAGAGUUUUCAGAAAGUCCUUUGCCUCCAAAAGGGCAAUGGUGUAGAGGAUGGUGACCCCAUUGAACACAGGCAAGAGAACAGCAGCCGCUUGCAGGAAUCAAUGUUAACCCAGAGAAAUAUUGAAUUCAAUGGACACAUGCAGACUAGCAAGGUCUAA